AUGUCCUCUUCCCACCUCAACGUCAACACCAUCUCUGCUCACCGCGCAUCCUUCUCCUCAGAGCGCUCCAACAACUCCAGCAUACACAGCAAGCUAGCAGCACAAAUGACCAGCGGCAGCCAGAACCCCCAUUGCGCCGCUCGAUGGGCAUCAUGGCAGCAAGCACAGAUCGACGCCUUCCACACAACCACUGCCCGGGUCCACGAAGCACGAGCCGCCACUCCCAACGAGUCCAACAACCAUGACGACGAUGUCAUCAAGGAGAACAGCGACGACCUCGCCGUGAGGCGACAUCAUCCCCAUCUCCAUCGCGUUGCUGCUUGGGGGAGAAGGGUUCGAGGAUGA
Molecule: messenger RNA, 345 nt
Organism: Cyphellophora attinorum
Lineage: Eukaryota; Fungi; Ascomycota; Eurotiomycetes; Chaetothyriales; Cyphellophoraceae
Exons: 1
Coding region: 1-345 (114 amino acids)
Source: RefSeq, a predicted model, not a curated record